Molecule: messenger RNA, 1790 nt
Organism: Anopheles aquasalis
Lineage: Eukaryota; Metazoa; Arthropoda; Insecta; Diptera; Culicidae
Product: UDP-glycosyltransferase UGT5-like
Molecular function (GO): UDP-glycosyltransferase activity
Source: RefSeq, a predicted model, not a curated record
CACAGUACAGUACCAGCAGCACACGAACUUCAAUCAACCGCAAUUUAGUUGGUUUAUUCCCGUCGUCGAUCGUGCUGCAGUCGCGAGCAGAAUGCAACCGUUGCACAUUCUGACGAGCGUCUUUUUUACGGUGUUGAUGAUUGCACAGGAAGCAGGAUGUGCAAACAUUCUCGUGCUGAUGAGUGUUGUUUCACAGAGUCACUACAUAUGGAUACGUCCCAUAGUGAAUCGGUUGGCGGAAAACCAUCAUAAUGUGACGGUACUCUCGGUCAACGUAGAUUCUGCGCCACCAGUCAACGUUACGUACAUUCAUCUCGAGAAUAGUUACAACAUCCUCUACGGCAAUGGAACGGCGGCCAGGAAUGACAUUCUGAAACGUUCCAACGAGAUGGCCACCGAUGCGACAAGAUCAUUCUAUCGGUUCGGACUGCUAGGAUGCGAAGGUGCUGUAUCAUCGAAGGGAUUUCAGCAAUUGCUGCAGUAUCCGAAUGAUUUUCGAUUCGAUCUUAUCAUCUACGACUUCACUUGUGGCCCGUGUGUGUUGGGCUUUCUGCACAAGUUCAACUACCCACCACUGGUCAGCGUCACCGGAUUUGGUGUGCCACAGUUUACCAACCAACUUAUUGGAGGACGAAAAGAACCAUCGGUUGUGCCACACUUUACUCAACUCACGGAAAACCCGAUGCCGUUCACUCAACGGCUGCUCAACUCUGCGAUUCAUACGUUCGAUGCGCUGUACCGACGGUUCGUGUUUCUGCCCCAGUUGACCGAUAUUGCCCAGCGAGGCUUCAUUUUCCCCUUACCAGCGUUAAGUGAGCUCGAGCGACGGACACUCCUUAUGCUCACCAACUCUAAUCCUGCACUCGAUCCUCCGGAAAGUCUUCCACCGAACGUCAUUCCCGUCGGUGGACUGCAAAUCGUUUCUCCGGCUCCCUUGCCGGACAAGCUGCUUAGCUUCAUCAAUAGUGCCCCCAAGGGUGCCAUCCUGUUCGCAAUGGGCACCAAUUUUCGCAGCAAAAUGUUCACCACGGAACGGCAGCUCAUGUUUCUGGAGGCCUUUGCCGCCCUGCCAGAGUAUCACAUUCUGUGGAAGUUCGAUGAUGAACGAUUGCCACGCCAAGCGAGCUCCAACGUGCUGGUGCAACCUUGGAUGCCUCAGAACGAUAUCCUUGCACACCCGCAGGUCCGCGCAUUUAUCAGCCACUGUGGCCUAAUGAGUACGCAGGAGGCAACCUAUCACGGUGUGCCGAUAAUCGGUAUACCGAUCUACGUUGAUCAACAUUUAAACUUGCAUCGUACCGUACAAACUGGGGCUGGCGUUAAACUCGAUCUGGCCACGCUCAGCACGAUCAAGAUAAUAAAUGCCCUCAAAACGUUACUGGAAGAUGACUCCUACAGUCGAGCGAUGAGUCACCGAUCGGCUUUGUUCCGUGAUCAACCAGAGCCACCGCUCGAUCGAGCUAUCUGGUGGAUCGAAUGGGCCUUAAGACACCCAACCGAAUCGCGGCUCCGUUCGACAACGCUCGAGAUGAGCAUUUUCGCAGCCCACGGAUACGAUGUGGUACUGUCUGUAACGCUCUUGGUAUUAGCAUUUGCUGCGCUAGUACGACAUGUGUUUUCUCUGUCGCUUUUUCGAAGAAAUCGAGUCCAACAACCAAUCACCUUAGCCAAGAAGACGAAACAGUUGUAAAGACGAAGCAUUCUCCCUCCUUCGUGUGCUUCAGACGAUCGAUUAUUCCAAGAAUCUCAUCGCAAUGCAAAUAAAACAUUCUUCGUUUUUGAGGCGUAAA